AUGAGUAAAAAUAAUAUUGAGCGCUGUGGCAUAAAGGCCAUAAAUAAUGUGGUGGACGCAGUUCACUUUGUUCAAGAUAAGAUGAGAUUAACGCCAGCAUUUGAUGAUUUAAUUUCUUCGAAGUUUCAUUCUUCUACAAAUAAUGGUACAUCAUUGGCACCUCUCGAUGGGCGUUCUUUGCUGAAGUCAUGGCUAAGUCCAAGAGUGCUUACCUGUGAAGACCCUGGAUAUGGUCUAUGUCCCAAGACGAAAACUGCUGUGGAAGUAGCUUCUGCGUCAAGCCUGGAGAGAAUUGUUGUCAAGGUUUCACAUGCGAAGUUGGAUGAAAUUGCUGCACUUAUCCUUAUUGCUACCCAGAUGGAGGUAAAUGCUGUUCGGAUGGAAGCUAUUGCACUGCUGGAAAUAUCUGUUGUAACUAUCAGUACACCUAGUGCCACUAACGCUCCUACCGUCAUUCCUUCGUCAAUUACAAAAGUUCCAGAAACAUCCAUUACUUUGACGCCUAUACCGGUCUAUGAAUAUUAUUAUUACACAAUUACAUGGUAUUACUGGAGCUACUACUAUUACUACUACACCAUUCAUCUAGACCUCAGCACAUCUACCCGCUCAACCCAGAUAACAACCACAACCACAAUCUCCGUCUACGAAACCAACUCCGCAGCCGCUUCAUCCAGCUUCCAACAACUCUCUGCCACUCUAUCAUUCCCAACUCCUGCUGCUGCAACACUUCCUACACAAACACCACCAAGUUCGCCUACACAGACUGAACAAACCAAUGAUGCUCAUACUGAAGUUAGCAUUGAUACAGAAUUUUUAAAAGGGACAGGAUCAGCUUUCUACAGCGUCUUUGGCACACCUUCUACAACUAGUUCUGUGACUACGGGAUCGAGCAGUUCGUCAACGGCUACUUCAACGCCUGCGGGGGUUACAGUUAGUGGUGCUUCUGGAAUGAAAAUGAAUGGGCAUUUUUGGUCUAUUACCGGUUUCACGGUUUUUGGUGCUUGUAUUGUUGCGUUGUGGUUGCUUUGA
Molecule: messenger RNA, 1029 nt
Organism: Botrytis fragariae
Lineage: Eukaryota; Fungi; Ascomycota; Leotiomycetes; Helotiales; Sclerotiniaceae
Exons: 5
Coding region: 1-1029 (342 amino acids)
Source: RefSeq, a predicted model, not a curated record